AACAAAAAAAGAAAAGAUUGAAGCCGCGGCAUAUGCUUUGUAUUGAAAUAUCGACACAUAGAGAUAUUCCCAAUCACAAUCGCAAUCACUCCUCUCCUCUUCUCUUCUUCUUCUUUAAAGACAAAUCUCUGCGAUUGUGUACGGACAAAAUAGUAUGCAAUAAUGGAGGGCAUACAGCAACGACUAGAGACGUGGAUGAGAGAGCAACGAGCAAAGAUCCUCAAUGCCUCUUCCUCGUGGGGUCCACUGCAAUGGCGAGUGAUGAAGUGGCCAUGGAACAGCAGCGACAGAGAGCAGAGGAAGCGGAUCCAGGAGGAGUACGAGCGUCGCAAGAAGCAACUCAAACAUCUCUGUCGUGAUCUCAAGGCUGAGUCUGUCUCUGACUUGCAAGACAUCCUCUGCUGCAUGGUUCUCUCCGAAUGCGUUUACAAGAGACCUGCUGCUGAUAUGGUACGGGCCGUAAAUAAAUUUAAGGCCGACUUUGGAGGGCAAGUUGUUUCUUUGGAGCGUGUGCAGCCUUCUUCAGAUCAUGUUCCUCACAGGUAUCUUUUGGCAGAAGCUGGUGACACAUUAUUUGCUUCCUUUAUUGGAACGAAGCAGUACAAGGAUGUCAUGGCUGAUGCAAACAUACUGCAAGGGGCUAUAUUUCAUGAGGAUAGUAUGGAAGUUGCUGAGGAGAUUGAAACGGUUAAGUCUGAACAACAUGAAAGUCGAAAAGGAAAUUUGGAAAACUUGUGGAAUCCCCUUGAAUCAAAAUCUAAGCAACUAAAAGAUAAAUCUAAACCUGCUGCCCAUCGAGGCUUUUUGGCCCGUGCUAAAGGGAUACCUGCUUUGGAGUUGUACAGACUUGCUCAGAAGAAGAAGCGAAAGCUUGUAUUAUGUGGACAUUCACUUGGUGGAGCAGUAGCAACAUUAGCUACCCUUGCCAUUUUGAGGGUUAUAGCUGCCUCAUCAUCUUCAAAGGAGAGUGACAAAGUUUUAGUUAAAUGUAUAACAUUCUCCCAGCCCCCAGUUGGAAAUGCUGCUUUAAAAGACUAUGUUAAUAGAAAAGGAUGGCAUCACUAUUUCAAGAGUUAUUGUAUUCCAGAAGAUCUGGUGCCUCGUAUCUUGUCUCCCGCAUAUUUUCAUCAUUAUAAUGCACAGGCUCAAUCAAUGCCUUCUGAUGCUGAAUCUACUAAUAUAUCUAUGUUAAAACGUGAGGAAGGGAUAGAUAAGCUAAAAGAGAAUGAGGGGGAGCAGUUGGUUUUGGGAUUGGGUCCUGUACAGAGUUCAUUUUGGAGGCUUUCAAGGCUUGUUCCUUUGGAGGGUGUAAUGAGACAGUUGAAUAAAUACAGAGGAAAACGAUUUGUACCUGCAGAAACAUCUACGUCUGCUGAUUCUGUUGCAACAUCUUUGGUUGAAGAUGAAGUAGUUGGGCCACAGUCUCUUGUAAUCCAAGAGGGUUCAGAUGGCAUUUCUCUUAAGCCAUUUUCUGACACUGAUAAAGCGCCACCAGAGGUAGUAACAAGUGGAAAGGUAGCAGAACAAGGUGACAUUAAAGGUGGGGAUAGCAAGAGCUGGCGUAGAGUGCCCUAUUUACCUUCUUAUGUACCUUUUGGGCAGCUUUAUCUCUUGGGGAAUUCAUCAGUAGAAUCACUAUCGGGUGCUGAGUAUUCGAAGUUGACAUCGGUCAGAUCUGUGAUUGCGGAAUUAAGGGAACGGUUUCAAUCGCAUUCUAUGAGGUCAUAUAGGCUCCGAUUUCAGAGAAUCUAUGACCUAUGCAUGGGUGAUAAUCCUUCAUCUUUCUUGGGAAUUGAGCAACUGCAGCAGUAUACACAUCUGCAGCAGUGGCUUGGUCUUUCAGUUGCCUCUGUAGAGCUUGGGCAUAUUGUAGAGUCUCCAGUUAUUCGCACAGCUACUUCAAUUGCUCCUCUUGGAUGGAAUGGAGUACCUGGCGGGAAGAAUGGAGAACCUUUAAAAGUCGAUAUCACUGGAUUUGGCUUGCAUCUGUGUACACUGGUUCACGCUCAAGUGAAUGGUAACUGGUGUUCUACUAGAGUGGAAUCAUUCCCCUCAGUUCCGAAUUAUUCUUCAAAUUGUGAAAUGGAGCGAGAAUUACAACAAAUGCGAGUUUUGGUUGGAGCGCCAUUGAGACAACCACCAAAGCAUCAGAUAGUGGCAGAUCCAUUGAUGCCUUUGUUUUCUUCUAUUGAUUCAGAUGCUGCCCAUCUCAAUCAUGAAAAUACUUCAGGUUCCUUUCAUGAUGAAAAAAUUAUUCGCCCUGAAGGUUUGAAUGAUUUUUUUGUGUUCUGCACCAGUGAUUUUGCUACUGUCUCUAAGGAGGUUCAUGUUAGAACUCGUAGGGUCCGGUUACUUGGCCUUGAGGGUGCUGGUAAAACUUCUCUUCUUAAGGCAAUACUUAGUCAAAGUAGAGUAAACACUAAUGCCUAUGUUGAGAAUAUGCUUCCUGAGAGUGAUGAUCAAGAAGGGAUUGCUGGUGGUUUAUGCUACUGUGUUUCAGCAGGGGUAAAUUUGCAGGAUCUGAAUAGGGAAGUUUCUCGUUUUAGAGAUGAACUAUGGAUGGGAAUUCGUGAUCUUAGUCGGAAGACAGAUCUGAUUGUUCUUGUGCAUAACCUGUCCCAUAAAAUACCCCGAUACAAUCACUCAGAUUUGUCACAACAGAAGCCAGUCCUUUCUCUUCUGUUGGAUGAGGCCAAAUCUCUAGGAAUCCCUUGGGUUCUUGCCAUAACAAACAAAUUUUCUGUCAGUGCACAUCAGCAAAAAGCAGCAAUAGAUGCUGUUGUGCAGGCAUACCAAGCAUCUUUAAGCUCAACUGGAGUUAUCAAUUCCUGUCCAUAUGUUAUGCCUGGUGUUGCAAGUGCUUCUUUGUCUUGGGGUGCAACUGGCGGAGAUUCUGAUGGGAGGAUGGGUGCUCAAAAACUUAUUUUUGCCCCAAUCAAUCUUGUUCGGAGGCCUUUCCAGAAGAAAGAUAUUGUUCUUUCAGUGGAGGGUGUUGCCUCUCUUUGUCAGCUAAUCCAUCGUGUGCUUCGAAGCCAAGAGGAAGACUCUUUCCAGGAACUUGCUAAAGAUAGACUUAUGGUGGAGUUGGCACGAGAACAAGCAAUGGUUAUAGGAGCAAGUAGAGAUGCUCAGGCCAAGGCAUCCUCCUUAACAGCUGCAGCUGUGGGUGCUUCCCUCGGUGCCGGUCUUGGUAUUGUCUUGGCUGUUGUGAUGGGUGCAGCAUCUGCCUUGAGGAAGCCCUGAGAAUUUACUCCAUUUUUUUUUUUUUAAUUUUAAUUUUUUCAGAAUUGAGAGUUUGGUAAAUUUUUUUUUAAUUUUUUUAAUUUUUAGUUUUCCCAUGUGGCCAUUUUUGUCAAUACUAGAGUUAAUCAUCUUACAAGGCAUUGCUUCAUAUAGGCAAAGGGGCUUAGGCUUCUCUUUGAAGUUCUAUUUGUUUAUUAAUAGUUUUGAACCUAUGCCAUCUCUCCUGGAUGUACAGAUUGUAUAUGUUGGUGAACAAUGUCAUUGAUGAUUUCAAGAA
Molecule: messenger RNA, 3520 nt
Organism: Quercus lobata
Lineage: Eukaryota; Viridiplantae; Streptophyta; Magnoliopsida; Fagales; Fagaceae
Product: lipase class 3 family protein
Exons: 14
Coding region: 163-3243 (1026 amino acids)
Biological process (GO): lipid metabolic process
Source: RefSeq, a predicted model, not a curated record